UCAUUUAAAGCCUCAAAUUACAAUGACAUUAACACCCAUGAGGGGCCCAGAGGAAAAGGCUCGCACAGGGCGGCAUUCAUCCAAGAAGCGCUCCUGGAAACACUGAAAACAGUGGAAAGGACCUGCAAGCCUGGUGUCACUUUUUUUUUUUUACUUAUUUCCGAUUUACUUGCUCUUUUAUAUUUCUUUGUGGCUUUCCGAACUGUGCUGAUACUUUGUGCUAUUUUACCUUUUGAGUGGAGGGGCUGAGAGAGUAACGUCAAAGACAGUUCCUCACUGUAAACAUGGCGGAGGCUGCGGACACACCACAACACCGGUUUUACUGCCACUUCUGCAAGAAACAGACGGAGCCCCAACUGCCGGAUUUGGUCUGCCCCACGUGUGAGUUCGACUUCAUCGAGGAGGUAACAGAAGACUCCAGUUUCCUGCAGGAUAGUGCGUCGUCAGUAACAAAUGCAGAGUCAAACUUGCAGUUGCCAGACAUAUGGCAGCUGGUGUUCAUGGAGCGCUCCGCCCUGCUGUCCCACCCGCCCUCCUCCGAGUCCCGUCCAGAGGACCACCAGCAGGUAUCUCCAGCGUCCCCGGUCGUUACAGAGUUGCAGGAACAGGACUCGCCUUUUAAUGCUGAGCAGGACGAGUCUUCCAGGCCUGAGCAAAUUCCCGCUGUACCCGGGCUCAUGCUGCAGGUCUUGUCUGACCUGUUAGCCACCAGCGGAAACUCUUCUUCUACUCCAACCGUACUAUCAAGCAUGAUGCAGCUGUACUCAAACCCGGGAGAUUAUGUGUGGGGACAGGGAGGCCUUGACUCGGUCGUCACAGAGUUAUUAGAGCAGCUGGAGAGCACGGGUCCACCGCCGGCUAAAGAGGAGAUGAUCUCAUUGCUGCCCAGAGUUUGCGUCUCUCAAGAACAGAUAGACUGUCGACUAGAAUGUCCAGUUUGUAGGGAGGAGUAUUCGCUUGCCGAAUCUGUCAGGAAGCUUCCCUGCCUCCAUUACUUCCACAGUGGCUGCAUAGUACCUUGGUUGGAACUGCAUGACACCUGCCCAGUGUGCCGCAAAAGUCUCGAUGGCGUCGACAACAACCUCCCGCCCACGUCGCAGCCCCAAGACGAGCUCUCUGACAGGCAAGAGCAACAAGAGAGGGAGGCGAUUUGAGCAACGACUCUUGGUGUUGGAUCAGCCGCUUUUAAAUAAAAGACAUUACAUGCACCACAGCUCUGACUGCAGCUUAAGCCUUCACGUCAUUCACGCAUCUCCGUGAAGGACCUUCAUGUUUUCUACUCUAAGGAAAAUGCUAUUUUAUGCCACAGCUCCCAAGAAGCACCCAGGAGUUUGCUUGACAACAUCCUGAGCGGGUGUGCUCUUCUCACUGCGCUGCUAUCGCUGAGGCAGUUUUCUGAAUGACUGACUUUGAUGUGAUGAACUAAUAACCACUGCGCUGCUAGUGGCUGUCAAAAUGAUGGGCUCUUACAGAGUUAUGGGGAAACACUUUUACAAUAUUGUCUUGGUAAGACAGUUUCAGGAUUUUGUUGACCUUUAACCAAGUUAAAGCAGCUAUUAAAGCUUAACCCUGUGACCUC
Messenger RNA from Xiphophorus couchianus (Monterrey platyfish), 1579 nucleotides. It is a transcript of the gene rnf115b, whose product is annotated as ring finger protein 115b. Gene Ontology annotation, cellular component: cytoplasm. Gene Ontology annotation, molecular function: ubiquitin protein ligase activity. Gene Ontology annotation, biological process: protein ubiquitination. The record is from RefSeq and is a predicted model, not a curated record. The coding region runs from base 285 to 1154 and encodes 289 amino acids. Lineage: Eukaryota; Metazoa; Chordata; Actinopteri; Cyprinodontiformes; Poeciliidae. The transcript has 9 exons.